This is a messenger RNA of Durotheca rogersii, 4145 nucleotides long. Its product is annotated as acetyl-CoA synthetase-like protein. NCBI's taxonomy places the organism in Eukaryota, Fungi, Ascomycota, Sordariomycetes, Xylariales, Xylariaceae. The record is from RefSeq and is a predicted model, not a curated record. The transcript is spliced from 3 exons. Bases 1 to 3465 code for a protein of 1154 amino acids.
AUGGCUGGUUUCUGCGAGCUGGUGCCGGACAUCGUGAGGAGGCGAAUAUCCCAGACGCGUCCCUUGAUCAUCAUCAGCCAUCCCAACCGUGAGCCCAUCCGUGUGACAUACGCCGUCCUAGACAAUGCCGUUAACAGGGCCGCCUGGUUCCUCGAGCAGAACCUCUCCGCCGACGAGGAGACGUUUAUAUGGAUGUCCCAGAGCGACGUGCGGUACCUGAUAUGGGCCCUGGCCGCUAUGAAGACCGGCAAGGCGGUCGUGUUCCCGUCCCUGAGCAACCGCGUGCCCGCCAACCUCAAGCUGUUCGAUACCGUCGGGGCCAAGCACAUGUUCUUCGGCCCCGAGUCCGCCGAAGCGCUCGGCGAGCUGAUCACCCAAGCCAGCCCAGCCGUCAUGGCCAGGCCGGGGCUCUCGCUGCUGGAUAUCGUGUCGAGCGAGCCGGUUGAAGAAUACGCCUUCGUCGAGGAGUACGAGAAGAUCAAGAACAAGAGGUUCAUGGGCUUGCAUACGUCGGGAACAUCAGGGCACCCGAAACCGAUAUGGUGGACGCAUGGGCACUUCGAAUGCCUGUAUUCCAUAAUGCACGACGACGGUCAACCCGGACGGACGAGGGUGGAGGGACACACGUUCAGCACGAUAGACGGGCACGACGUGCUGCUCAUCGGAUCGCAAUCCCACGCCGGCGCCCUGCUGCUCACCUUCGGCUCGCUGCGGUGCGACUCGACGAUCAUCAUGAUGCACCCGGAGCUGCCCGCCGUGCCGGCGCACAUCACCGCCGUGCUGGGCCGCACCGGCGCGGACAGCCUCAUCUGCCCGCCGGCACCGAUCGAGAGCAUGCUCAGCGACGCGGCCGGCGCGGCCGCGCUCGCCCGCCUGCGGCACGUCGGCUACGUCGGCGGGCCGAUGAACCCGGCGCUCGGCGCGCGCCUCGCCCGCCUCACCCCGCACCUGUACAGCUGCAUCGGCACGACCGAGGGCGGCGUCGCGCACCUCGACUACGGCGCGCCGCCGACCAGCGACCGCUGGGACGCGCUGCGCUUCGUCGACGUCGGCCAGCGCAUGGACGAGGUCCUGCCGGGGCUCUUCGAGCUCGUCUUCCCGCGCACGCCGCGCGUCGAGCGCGCCUACGCCUUCUUCCGCUCCUGCCCCGAGCUCGCCGCCGCCGCCGAGUACCGCACCAAGGACCUCUUCGCACCCGUGCCCGGCGCGCCCGGGUGGUGGCGCUUCCGCGGCCGCGCCGACAACUGGGUCGCGCUCGCGAGCGGGCUCAAGCUCGACCCGACCGACUUCGAGGCGGCCGUCGCCGCCGCCCCUGGCGUCCGCGGCGCCCUGGUCGGCGGCGCCGGCCGCGCGCGCCCCUGCCUGCUCGUCGAGAUGCGCGACGACCGCGCGCCGGCGACGGCCGCCGAGCGCCGCGCCGCCCUCGACGCGCUCUGGCCCGCGAUCCGCGCUGCGAACCGCGCCGCCCCGGCCUUCGGCCAGAUCGCCCGCGAGCUCGUCCUGUUCGCGCCGCGCGACAAGCCGUUCCUGCGCGCCGCCAAGGGCACCGUCCAGCGCCAGCUGACGCUGGACGCGUACGCGGCGGAGCUGGACGCGCUGUACGCGGCGGUGGAGCGGGGCGCGCUCGCGGGCGCCGACAGCGACGGCAUCGCCCCCGUAGCCGACCUGUCGGCCGCGGGCCUGGCCCCCCUGCUCACGCAGCUCUACCGCCUCGCGCUCGACGCGCCCGACGUCGACGCCGACACGGAUGUAUUCGCGCGCGGGCUCGACUCCAACGGCGUUACCAUCACCAUCGCGCGCCUAAAGGCAGCGCUGCGGCGGUACAUAGAUGGAGGCAGUAGUGCCGCGGACGCCGGCGCUGAUACGCUUGAGGAUACUUUGCGGCAUAUCAAUAUCGGCUUCAUGUACAGCGCGCCGACCGCGCGGGCGCUCGCUGCUAAGCUAUCGGCCUUACUACUGGGGGACCGUGGGAGCCAGAACGGCCGGACGCAGAACGGAAACGGCGAAGCUAGCAAGGCAGACGAGGAGGAGGACGGUGGCGUCGCCGAGAUGCUCCGGAAGUACCUCCCGCUCGCGACGCGCGACGGCGCGCCGCACUCCAUCGUAUUGACCGGGUCCACCGGCUCGCUGGGCACUUACCUGCUAGCGGCGCUGCAGGCGCAGCCGGCGUCGCGCGUGCGCCGCAUCUUUUGCAUUAACCGGGCGCCGGACGCGCGGGCGAAGCAAGCCGCGGCGCUGAAGGCGAGGGGCCUACCCCCGGCCGAAGACGGCUUCGCCUCGAGCGAGCUUUACAAAAGCAACGGUAACGGCGUAAGCGAGGGAGACGAAGACGAGGACCCGGGCGCGGGCCGGCCGCGCGUCGUGUUCCUGACGGCGCCCGACUUCGGCGCGGCGCGCCUCGGGCUCGCCGCGGCCGAGUACGCGGCGCUGCGGGCGGAGGCGACGGCCGUGAUCCACAACGCGUGGCCGGUGAACUUCCUGCUGCCGCUGGGCGCGUUCGAGGGCAGCGUGCGGGGGGUGACGCGGGUGCUGGAGCUGGCGCGGGGCGGCGCGCGCGCGCCCGCCGUCUUCUUCGUGUCGAGCGUCGCCGCCGCCAUGGCCGCGGCCGGCCCCGUCCCCGAGGCCGUCCUCGCCGACCCCCGCGGGCUGCGCCUGCGCCAGGGCUACGCCCGCUCCAAGCACGUCGGCGAGGCGCUCGUCGACGCGUACGCCCGCGCCACCGGCCGCCCCGCCGCCGUCCUGCGCGUCGGCCAGGUCGCCGGCCCCGCGGCCCCCGGCGCCCCCGGCGUCUGGAACCCGUCCGAGUGGUUCCCGUCGCUCGUGCGCAGCUCCGCGCGCGCGCUCGGCGGCGUCGCGCCGUCGUCCCUCGGCACCUGCAGCCGCGUCGAGUGGAUCCCCGUCGAUGCGUUGAGCCGCAUCGCCGUCGAGAUCGUGCUCGGCGACAGCUACGAGAGCGGGGAACGGGGGGAGGAUGAUGGCCACAACGCCAGGGGGGACGCCGACGGCGACGAAGAGGAGGAAGAGGCCGAAUAUACCGGCCUGGGCGUCAAACGGCCUCGCCACUCCUCCCAGCCGAGCAGCAAGCGCCGCCGACACUGCGAUGGCCUCCGUCACGCCGGGGCGCGCGUGUACAACCUAGUGAACCCGACGCCAGCGCCGUGGUCGGACCUGCUGCCGGCGCUGCUCGAAACGGGCGUGGUGUCGGCAGCGGUGCCUUUCGAAGCGUGGAUCGCGGCUCUCGAGCGUAGCAGCUCCGCCGCCGCCGCCGGCGACGCGUCGCCCGAGGACAACCCGGCCGCCAAGCUGCUCGACUUCUACCGCUCCCUGCUGCCCCGCGCCGGGGCCGGCGAGGACGACUAUGUCUGGCGCGUCGACAACGUGCUCCGCGCGAGCCCGACCGCACGCGCCCUGCCACCCGUCAACCGCGAGUGGAUGAAGCUGUGGUUGGAGCGGUGGGGUCUGUAAGGUCUGUGGCUGGGCACAUACCUACCUACCUAGUACAAAGAGUGGUUUGCGAAUAAAGGUGUUCGGGCCGGGUAGGGAUGGAGGCUAAUUUGUCUAUUUGUCACGUCGAAGAAAGAGGGUGGGCGCUACGAAGCUCACCCGGCUGUCAUAGUGUUGAUGCGAUCACGGAUAAACAAUACGCAAUCGGAACGGAAGUUGGUAUUAUGGCCUCCACAGGUCGAUUUAUUCCCCCUUCUAAUACUUGUUGGUAGGAACACAACAUUCAAAUCUCACAUCCACGCUCAAGCCAUAUGGUCCUACAUGUAGGCCCAUCUUCAUUAGACAAUCUCCCUAAAGGUAAUAAUUUGAAAACUCAUACAUGAAUUCAUUGCGUCCAAGACACACACAAGAAAUAGAAACAGAAAAGUGAUAUCUUUAUCAAGAUCAAGGGAACGCUUCAUCCCUCCAGGGAACGCCUCGAAUCUCCCACGUGAAUAAUUAUUCACUGAACCUCUCCCUAACGCCAUGACAUCCUCAUUAUCUAUCUCCUUUUCCUUGGUUCCGAUGGUUCCCAUGAUAUAAGGUAGACCAAAAUAGAAAAGCGCUGGGUACUGCGGGACGCCCUGAUGGAAGCGGCCGCCAGGAUACUUCUAUACAACGCGUCGAAUAACACCGUCGACGCCCCCCAAAAAGGGUAUCCA